AUUAUACUUAGGAAAACAACUCUUGGUCCGGCGAAAAAUGAGUUUAACGACCAAGCUGGAAGCGCUGCUGCGGCACGGCGGCAACCCGAACCUGUACUCGAACGAAGACCCCGGACAGCGGCGGCCGCUCCUUUGCUUGGCUAUCGAGGAGGCGGCGCGGACCCAGAAUUUCGACACGUGUCACCUGUUGCUGAACCAGCCCACGCUCGACCUGACGCUCCGCUGCGAGCCAGACUGUGUUUCGGAACCGUGCCGCAACAAGAACGCCCUCGAGCUCGCCAUCUUGCACGAUCUGCUAGGUCUCGCCAAGUUAAUGCUGAAAAAGAACCCGCGUUUGGUCCACGACGAGGUGAAGAACGGUGCUGGCUCAAGUUCUACUUCUGACACAAGAACGACAUUUUCUCGACGAGGACCCCAAAGCACCAGCAACAAGAUGAAACGAGUGUACCCCCUGCACCUCGCUGCCUUUCUCGGACGACACGAGAUGAUCGCGCUGCUUCUCCUCUACAAGGCGGAUGUCGACGUGGAGGACCGCUUUGGGCAGACGCCACUCUUUUUCGCGAAAGACGCGAAGACCGCAAAGCUUUUGUUGAAGCACGGCGCGAAUCCGGCACACCGAAACGAAAGCAGCCAGACCUGUCUACACCUUCUGGCGUCAAGUGGGCAUGCGCGCGCGCUGGAAACGGUGCUGGAAGAGAUUUUUAGUGGCUCGCCUGCAAUACAAGGCACGACUCUUGCCAACGAUGUGAUUGCAGCAGAGCGUCCGGGUUGUACGGUGCCGGAUGAAAGAACCGAAUACGAAUGUGAAGUAGAAGAAAAAAACGCAGAGGAUCAUGCCGGUCGUGAUGCGAGUAGUUGUGACGCCACCUUAUUGCAGGACCAGUGUGGUAGCGGCCCGAGACUAUUGAUUGACUGGCAAGACAAACAAGGCUACACGGCACUCCACUUUGCCGCCGGAAAGGGGGAGGAAGCCUGCUUGGCGGUACUCUUGGACCACGGGGCCGACCUGCAGUUGCGUACGCGAAAUUCGAAGAAAACGCCGAUCCUCUUUGCGGAGGCCCACGGCAAGGACGAGGCGGCUUACUACCUGUAAGUGCUGUAUGUCUAGACAUACAAAACAAGACGCCAUUAGUUUCUCAGGAUAUAAUCUUCUGUGGUGCUCGCGGGGAGCUAGGUCGUGAUUUAGAUUCAGCAAAAAAAGAUCAAACGCUAUCUGAAGAAAGUUACGCGAUUUUGUGAAGCAAUACACAUGAUAGUAUAUGCUGGCAGGACCACAACAGGUAUACUCGAUGGACGGGCUCCAGGCGAGCGCCGUGGCGUGAGCGCUUGGGGAACCCCCUGUUUCUCUUCGCAGUCGCUAUUCUCGUUGUGGGCAUGUACCUGCAGGGCUCUACGUUUUACGACUUUUUUCUGGAUUUGUGGUCUGACGGCGUUGGCAAUGUACCGGGAAGUACGGAGCGCUUUGGCGGGGGUAAAGUGCGGCCGCGAUUGCCAAGAUACCCGGCGAGUAGCGUGUAGCAGGCGAUUGGUUUUGCUAAGAGCGGUAUCUAGGUAUCUGGAGGUUUAUUUGAACAAGUAGGUAAGUGUUUUUUUUCAAGCAUGUUGAUAGUAGUGAUCCGGCGCAAUGAUAGAUAUUGAAACACAAGGAGUUGUACAGGGCCACACAGGUUCCAUACCGGUCUCAUGUUUUGCUGUGUCUGACCCGCCCGAAUCUUGACACGGCCAUAACUGCAUUUUGGAACAAGUAGUACAGCAUGAUCGACGCAUCAAGAAACGUCCAUCCCAUCAUGAAGAGCUUUCAGCUUUGCAAGCUCACCCAUCUGCCUGCAAUGAAAUGCUGAGCGGAUAACUACUGCGACCUGGUGUGUGAGGGGUGAGUAUGGUGGCCUUCACGGAGUUCUUUCCUUAUGUC
Messenger RNA from Amoebophrya sp. A120, 1912 nucleotides. The record is from the annotation of a GenBank genome assembly. NCBI's taxonomy places the organism in Eukaryota, Dinophyceae, Syndiniales, Amoebophryaceae.